CGCAAGACAGUCCGUCCCCCCCACGUCCUGUGUCAUCAAGUUCGGGUUCAAGCUCGUGCUGUUGACACAUGAUGGCGCGGGCCGUAGCGCUGGUCCUCCUCGUGUGCCUCGCCGCGCUGGGGCCGGCCGGGGCGCUCUACGAGGACCAGAUAGGGAAGUUUGACUGGGUGCAGCAAUAUGUGGGGGUGGUCACUCACGCGGUGUUUGAUGAGUCCAGUGUGCCUGCCCGGAGGAUCAUCGUAGCCACUGCCCAAAAUGUGCUGGCAGCGCUCUCUACCAAAAAUGGUGAGAUUGCGUGGAGACACAUCCUGGAGACCUCGGACACAGGCAAGGUGGACCUCCUAGCGAGCGAGGGUCCGCAGGUCACCACUGUGGCAGGAAACUUGCUGCGCAGUUGGGAUGCCGUUUCCGCCGCCCUGGUGGAGGAGAUCCAGCUGGACCACACGCCAGCGCCCGGAGUCCUGCAGCGAGGAGUGACUCUGAGUGACAGUGAGUUGGUGCUGGUGGAGGUGAUGGUGGGUUCAGUAGCCUUAACCACGCUGGACCGCUCCUCCGGUGCCAUGCUGGACCAGGAGACCCUCGCUGUCCCCUGGCUCACCCCAGACACCAGAUGUGCCUGCAGUGACAAGUCCUUGGUGUGUGUGGAGGUGUCUGUGGGUCUGUUGUUUGUAUUGCCACUGACCUCUGCCUCUCCAGCCUUCAAAUCUCAGCCUUUGACCUCCAUUGGCUUGCAGCAGAGUGAAAAUGCUCCAGAGGUGACUCUCCAGAGUGUGUCUGGGUCUCCUACCCACAUGAUCAUCCAGGUCGCUGAGUCGAGGAAGCUUGUUCACCUGCAUGAGAGUGAGCUGCACCUGGUGAGGGACCUGAGUGGCACCCGAGCCUCGGCCAUCACCGACAACGUCCUCUACACUGUGACACAGACGGGCAGGUUGGUGACAAUUGGAGCCAUGCAGCUGGAGUCUGGCGAGGAGCUGGGGGAGCAGGGCGUGGUGGUGGAGCUUCCUCUGCAGUCUGGCUCGGUCCUCUCCAUGGACGUUCAUCGCUUUGAACGGCGGGACGGUGGGAUGGCCCUGCGUGCAUUUGUCACUUGUUCUGACCAUGCUCUUCACCUCAUCAGCAGUGCAGGUGUUGUGUGGUCGAGGGAGGAAGCGCUUGCGUCUGUCAUUGCUGCUGAGUCUGUGGACCUGCCUGUAGAUGGCGCCAACAUCAACUAUCACGACAAGCUGCCACCUCUCACAGGUCUGCUCGGGAGUCUGGUGCAUCGGGUGCAGACGCAGUGCUCUCAGAUCAGCCACUGGUUCAAGUCAGUGACCGGUAGCACAGACUCGUUCCAGGAGUCCCUCAACACGCUGAAGAGAGAUGAGCUGAAUCUCCGGAAGCUGCUUGUUGUGGCCACCAGCAGCGGGAAGAUUCUGGGCAUUGACAGCUGGAACGGUGAUGUGGUGUGGAGCAUCUAUGCCCCCCUGCUUGCUCCUCUCCCAGGGAACAAGCUGCUGCUCUACUCACAGCGCACCUCUGCCCACUUCCCCCUCCAGCCGCAGUGUGUGGUGGUGGGCAGGCACAAGGUGACCGGGGAGGGCUUUCUAGUGCUAUUCAACCCCAUCUCUGGCACUACCACAGGGGAGCGAGGGGGAGUGGUGCCCCUGGGCUACCACCUGGCCCAAGCCUUCCUCAUGCAUUACCCGGAUGACCAGUACCUGAAGCCGCUGAUGCUGGUGGACAAGGAGCUGCAGCCCCACGUGUUCCCUGCCAGUGGGGAGAAGGUGGUUCUGGAGCACAAGGACUCCGUGUUUGUCCACCUCGCCCAGCCCGGCAGCAGCACCCUCACCGGCUACACCCUCAGGUUCUCCAAGCCAGGGAUGUUGACGCUCUCUGAGAUCUGGACGGUCUCCCUCGGGGGCGGACCCAUCACAGGCGUUCACGGCAAGUUGGUAUCCGAGAAAGUUCACUCCCCCGGCCGGGUGCUGGCAGACCGCUCGGUGCUCUACAAGUAUGUGAACCCCAACCUGGCUGUAGUCACCACCCAGGGGUACGACCACAUCAACAAAAACACAAUGAACCUGUACCUGAUAGACACGGUGACCGGGGCCGUCAUUGAGUCAGUCUCCCACAAGAAGGUGUCCGGACCUCUCCACAUCGUCCACUCGGAAAACUGGGUUGUCUACACACUCUUCAACGACAAGUACCGUCGCUUUGAGGUGACGUCCUUAGAGCUGUUUGAAGGCUUGAGUCAGGCCAAUGCCACAGCCUUCUCCUCCUUUGGCGGACGGGCAACCCCCCCCAUCCUGGAGCGGCAGGCCUACAUCAUGCCUGUGGGGGUGCAGGCGGCCACCCACACCACCACGGAGAAGGGCAUCACCACCAAGUUCAUCCUGUUUGCCCUGCAGUCUGGGAAUGUGCUUCAGAUGUCCAAGUGGUUCCUGGACCCCCGGCGGCCAGUGACGGGGGGGAUGAGGGAGGAGGGCCUCAUGCCUUACAUCCCGGAGCUGAGGAUUUCCCCGCACGACAUGAUCACCUACAACCACACUCUCCCCCGUGUCUCCGCCAUCUACACGGCUCCCACUGGCCUGGAGUCUGCCUGUGUAGUGCUUGUGUAUGGCUUAGACCUGUUCUAUACAAGGAUGUUCCCCAGCAAGAUGUUUGAUGUUCUGAAGGAUGACUUUGACCACUACCUGAUAGGAGGGGCGGUGCUGGCCCUGGCCGUGGCCGCGCUCAUCACCAGGAAGUUGGCCCAGAAGAAAGCUCUGAAACAGGCUUGGAAAUAGCAUUCACUUUGGGGGUCUUUUUUUCAUACAGAGGAAAUCAUGUAUUAUAUAUGUCACAUCAAGUCUUAAUGUACCUUUGAGUAGAAACAUGUAGGCAGUAUUGUUUGUUAAAGAAAAGGUCUACAGGGGAUCCCCAUUAUUGGCUGCCUUCUUAUUCGUUGUUUCACUCUCGCCGGUAAUGAUUUGUGGAAGGAAGCAAAAAGAUUCCCCAUUCUUUUGUCAUCUGUUUGCUCUUCAUAAUUUUAUCUUAGACAUUUUGUAAUCCUGCACCAUUUUAUUUAUUUAUUUAUUUUUUUACAUACCUGCAGCACCAGCAGGCUUUGAAUAUGAACCUAAUGGUUGGCCCUGGGCUGUUAGUGGAGCAGGCAAGUAUUUUAUAGUGGUACCAUUCUUGCUGGGCUUUUGCUGCCUUGCAGAGCUCCACUUAAUCCUUUUAAUAGAGUUUCUCUCGAGUCCGGGUUGAUGGGUGGUCAUCAGGAGAGCAUGUGGGUUGCCUGUGGCCACUCGGCAGUGUCUGAAAAUUGUCAUCUUUUAGUGUGGCAGGUGGGACUUGAACCCAGAUUGCCAGCACACCUGCAUGCUGGGCACUCAGCCACUGCCAUCUGCCCAAACCUUGACUCAAUGCUGCACUGUGUUACCACCAAAGAAGAUGGAAACAAUAAGGAAGAGUAAAAGUUGCAGGCAUACUGUUGACAGCAGAUGUGCCACAAAUGUCCCACCAACCACUGGUUGCUUCUUUGUGAAGAAAGUGUCACAGGAGAAAAAGGCUCAGCUUUUACCUGAGCAUUCUGUUGUCCUUGUCAUUUAAUCAUUUAUAAACAAAGAGACUUGUUAGCUUGUACAUGAAUCUGAGGGUUGAAAUGGCUGUAGUCAUUACUGGACGGGGUGGUUGACUUCUGAACCAAAACCAUGACAGUCUAUGCCUCAGUGUUGUUGGUGCUAACAGCCACAAUGCUGCAAUUUCUGCAAUGAAUGCUUUAGCUCUUUCAUAGCUGCUUUGUGGUGAAAAAUCUUGUCCAAUUAAUAAAGCAUCAGACUUCAUCCAGAAUUGAAUUGGCUGCCGCUGAAGUAGACUGCUCAGGUCUGCUUAUGUCUUAAUUAAACACCAUGUUAUUAAUAUGGGCAAAGAUGUUUCAUCAUGUUUCUGUGACCUGCAUUAGAGAUGAAUAAUGGGGACCCCCAGUAUAUAUUUUUUUCCCAUAACAUCUUCCCCCUGUAGGUGUGUAGCAAGUCAAAUGGUUUGGCAUACGGUACAGGGGUCCAAAGUUUCUAACCUGCUCGGCUAGAUCUCCAACACUACUUUCACCUGGCAUGCUGUGGGAUGAUACCUCUCCUCAACAUCCCAUGGCAUGCUCAGCACACUAGUGUGCUCGCCAUUCCUCCACUGAGGAGUGUGAAUAAGAUGUAAAUAUCUAAAAUAUCUGUACAUCUGAAAAGACAUGUGAUUAGUCAUGUUUGUACCUUACUGUUUCUGUUGAUGCUGCAGUUGGGGCUUAGUAGUUCUCUGAACAUAUGGACACUUGAGCCACUGGACAUUCUGUUGAUGUACGUUUAUUGAUCACGGUGCAGUCCCUGGCAGAAGUAGCUUUCCCAUGUGAAUCCUUGAGCUGCCCAGGAUCCACAUUCUCCUGCAUCAUGGGAAUGUAGAAUGAAAACGUAUGGUCUCACUUUUGAUCUAGCAAGUCAUCCUUGGGCUUGGGACGGGAGGGUGCAGUGGUGCAAGAAGCAGGGAUGCAGUUACUACUUAGUGCUGCUUGAAGUGUAAGUUUUGGGAAAUAGUGUCUGCUUAUGGGAAGCUGUCAAGGUGGAAGAGAUAAGAAUAGUUAUGUUCAUUACUGUGUAACUAAUGCAACUUUGCAGUCUUACAAUAAGAGUUUCUUACCCUUAUGCUCUGCAACAACAUUAUAUAUAGUCAGUGAAUUAUGGGCAUAAUAGUUAGUAGAUCACAGCAUGUACAGCCUUAAUUCUGUAAAGAGGGAAAUGCUACUUCUGUCAGGAACUGAAUCUUUUUCUUACUCUAGUUAAAUCAUUAUAUUCUUGAACUGUGUCAAGGAGUCAAUAUAUGUAAACAUUUUGCUGUAAAAAUCUUUAGAGGAUUUUGAGAACUCAUGCAGUGGAUCCAAAGGGCAGUAAAUUUAAGACAUUCUCAUGGGUAAUAAAGGAGAAUUGUAGAUUGUAAGGUUGCUACAAAGCAAAUAUUUAUCCUAUGUUCCAUUGUUAAGAAGCGUGUGAGCCUGUCUUUGUUAUCAAGUGAGGUGCAAUCCUUUUUGUUAAAUUUUGAUCCUUAAAGUCACUUACACUGUGAACCUUUAAUAUGUAAUAGAAAUAGAUUUACUAAGUCAUAAAGUUAGAAGUAUUCUGGUUAGACCCAUUUUGACCCUCCAACACUUCCAUUCAUUGUAGCUUAUUUGAAUAGGAGUUGUGUGGUCUUUAUUUGUAAAGAUAGAACACCAUAUUCAUGUAUUUGCAUCUACCCUGCCUGGCAUCUACACCAGUGCCUGUUCAUCCUUCCCUCUCAACUAUUUUGUCAUUGGGAGAAUAGAACUGAAACAUGUCCUGUAAGUCUAGCUUUAGGGAUGGUUGACAAAAUUGAAUUGGGGACAUUUCAGCCUUGCAGAAUAAUGCUGGUGCCUCUUGGGGGGGAACACAAAAUAAGUUCUUUGUUUGACACUGAUGGAAGUUAUUGUACACAGUAAAUUAUAAAUAUUCUAGUAUCAGUAUUUGAAGACUAUUAGCUGCUACUUAUUUUAUAAAACUACAAAGACUUAGCAAAUUGUGAAGCAAGGAAACAUUGAAACAAUGUGUGAACAUAGCCAUAAUAAUGUAAAUAUGGUAUCUGUAUAUUAAAGUAAACAUUGUGUUGCUGAAAUGAGAUUCACAAUAUUGAUAUACGUAAUUAUGGUCCGAUAGUUUACAUAGGUGUCUGAUAGACUAGUAAAUGGUUUCAACACACCAAGGAGUUAGACCAAAGUAAGCUAUUACAGCUGACCCACAACUGAAAAAGUUGGUACAGUGCAGUAGGUGCUUGACUUCAAAGUUAUGCUGGUAAUGUACUCAAAGGAAGCACUAACACUUUAUUGUUUAAACUUACAAAGUGACCUUUUUGUAUGAACUGUUUGGAGGCAUAAUUAUGCCGAGAAAGUGUCUGCAGCGCAACAUUUACACACCACCUUAAGCUUAAUUUAGACUACCAGGGCUGUAUUUUCAAUGUCCAAAGAGAAAUUUAUGCAAAAAUAGACCUUUAGCUAUUCCCAAAGUCUGCCAUGGUCAAGUCUGUGAAGCAGAGGUACUGAAAAGUAAAUGUUUGAAUGCUAAAAAUUCCUCACGAUUACAGCAUGUGUGUAAAAGGUUUCUCUGAGAAAAAGGUAUUUUGAAUUUUAAUUAGUUACUAUCUACUCUCAUCUUGGGAAGGUCUUUUAACAGGAGCUGUGAGACUCCUCCCACAUUACCAUUCAGGGUCCAAAGCUUUGCUGAGAGUUUCAACUUCAUAUAGUUGAGGCAGUAACUGGAAACCAAGACUAACUGGCAUGCAUUCAAAAUACAGCCAUGGAUCUCUCAAUAAUUGUCAUGCAUAUUAACAUAUAAAUGACAGUGAAAAUGAGCAGUUGAACAACAAUCAGGACUACAGUGUUGGCGGCAGUGCAGCCUGAUACAUCCACGGGGAGGUGGAACUGUGUUAUGAGAGUUUGUAAAAUGUGUCAUACUACCUUAAGGCCUGCUCUUGAUGGUGUACAUGUAUAUAUUUUGUAAACUAUGUCAUAACUUAUUUUCUGUGGAAUCCAGGAACACAAGGGUGAUGUGGGGUAAUGCUUCAGGAGAGAUGUCAGUGACCCUGAUGUUUAAAGUUUUGAACAAGUUACAGUGUACAUAAAAGGUGAAGAAA
Molecule: messenger RNA, 6648 nt
Organism: Eriocheir sinensis (Chinese mitten crab)
Lineage: Eukaryota; Metazoa; Arthropoda; Malacostraca; Decapoda; Varunidae
Gene: EMC1
Product: ER membrane protein complex subunit 1-like
Exons: 17
Coding region: 69-2765 (898 amino acids)
Biological process (GO): protein folding in endoplasmic reticulum
Cellular component (GO): EMC complex
Molecular function (GO): protein binding
Source: RefSeq, a predicted model, not a curated record